GUGUGGGUCGAGUCCCAGGCCCAGAUCCUGGUGGCAGCCGAGCGGUCAGUCCUGUUCGCACUGAACUUUGACUUCUCGGUCGACAUCCCCGAGGCGUGGGUGCUGCCCGCUGUGCGCGCGCUAGGCGUGCCGGUCCCGACGCACGGGAGGGAGGCGGCGGGGGCGGCAGGGGCGGCGGCGCAGGACUUGGUGGUCAGAGUCAACAGCCUGAUCAACAGCAG
Messenger RNA from Monoraphidium neglectum, 221 nucleotides. RefSeq lists its product as hypothetical. The transcript has a single exon. The annotation marks the transcript as partial. The record is from RefSeq and is a predicted model, not a curated record. Lineage: Eukaryota; Viridiplantae; Chlorophyta; Chlorophyceae; Sphaeropleales; Selenastraceae.